UCGGUCCGUCCUUCCGGCCCGCCGUCCGCCAACUUCCGGCGGCGGGUGGGCGCGCGCCAGGUAACGACCUUCGGCGCCGAGGCUCGGCCGGCGGCGGCGUGUGGAUGGAGGCCUUGGCCCCGGGCCGGGCUCCGCGGGGCCGGCGGCGGGCCGGGACUGAGGGCUCCGCGCUCUCGGCGCUGUCGGUGGCCGCCGUCCUGCUCUCCGCCUUGCUGCGGGCGCCCCCUGCAGUUGGAUAUUUGGCUCGAUUGCCAAGAAGUUUUCGCUUGACUCAAGAUUCACUGAAAAUAGUUGGAUCAUCACAUUUUCCCGUGAGUGUAUAUGUCAUGCUCCAUCAAAAGAGUCCACAUGUGCUUUGUGUAACUCAACGACUGAGAAACACUGAACUGGUAGACCCAUCAUUCCAAUGGCAUGGGCCAAAAGGAAAAAUUGUUUCAGAAAACACCACUGCACAAGUGACAUCCACGGGGAGUCUCAUAUUUCAGAACUUUGAGGAGGCCAUGACUGGGGUUUAUACAUGUUUCCUCGAGUACAAACCGACUGUGGAAGAAAUUGUUAAAAAUCUUCAACUGAAAUACGUUGUUUAUGCUUAUCGUGAACCUCAUUUUUAUUACCAGUUCACAGCACGGUACCACGCGGCUCCCUGCAAUAGUAUCUAUAACAUUUCUUUUGAGAAGAAACUUCUUCAGAUUUUAAGUAAACUGGUUCUUGACCUUUCCUGUGAGAUUUCCUUGCUGAAAUCUGAAUGCCACCGUGUUAAAAUGCAGAGAGCUGGUCUGCAAAAUGAAUUAUUCUUCACAUUUUCAGUUUCAUCUAUAGACACUGAAAAAGGACCCAAGCCAUGUACAGACCAUAAUUGUGAAUCUUCCAAAAGAUUAUCUAAGGCUAAAAAUCUCAUAGAGAGAUUUUUUAAUCAGCAAGUAGAAGUCCUGGGCAAACGUAUGGAGCCACUGCCUGAAAUAUACUACAUUGAAGGAACCCUUCAAAUGGUGUGGGUUAACCGCUGCUAUCCCGGUUAUGGGAUAAAUGUCCUGAAACAUCCAAAGUGCCCUGAGUGCUGUGUGAUUUGCAGCCCUGGAUCCUACAAUCCCCGGGAUGGAACUCAUUGCCUUCAAUGCAACAGCAGCCUGGUGUAUGGAGCGAAGGCAUGCAUAUAGGCCACUGCCUCGUGUGACCCAGUGGUUUAUUAAAUACAAAAGUAUAUUUUCGAAGUGCUAAAUUAUAAUAAAUCACUAUUUGCCAAAAUUAAAUAAUCAGAAUUUACAAAGCUAUGGUGUCCUCUUUCAAUCCAGUACUGUAUGUAUCAUCUUCCUUGGCUAACACUAGAGCUGCGUUUGACACCAGAUGGCUCCUGUGUCACUGCGUUUUAAAAACUGUUUUGAAUGUUCUGUAUUUGAAUGUGAUGUUAAUGACUUUUUCCAGGAAUUUAAAAGGUGUCCCAUUUUAUCUUUGCUAUGUAUCACCUAGAUUCAUGCCAUCAUAUUCUGUUAUAAGAGCUUUAAUUUAAUCUUACAGAAUUUUAACUAUUUGAGCUCAGCCUGUGACAGCUUAGAGCCAGUUUCAAAAAUAUGUCCUGGGUCUCAUCAUUGUACUUUGUUACAUAAGACCUGAUCAUGGGAAACUGCAGGUUUUAGUAUGUAUAGGUCAAUGUGUUGUCUUAAACUAACAAUUACUCUCAAGCUAGACAUGGCAGUACAGGCCUGGAAUCUUAGUACUUGGCAGGCAGAGACGGAAAGUCAGGAGUUCAAAGUCCAAGGACAGCCUGGACUGUAUGACAUCCUGUCUCAAAAAGUGUCUUACAUUACCUCCUUCACAUUUUAGAAUGGAGUAACCACUGAAUUUUCUCAGUAGACCAAAGCAGUUUGUCUUCCUUACAGUACUUCCAGAGCAAAGAAUUAACAAUCAUCACAAGCUUCAUUUGCUGCACCAUUAAAAUGUGUACUAUGUGCCAGAAGUCACAGCUGCUACCACCAAUACCUUAUUUUACAUUGGGAUACACAUUUUGAAUAUGAGGAGUUGCUGAUUUGUAAUUACUUAAAUAGAGGAAAAUUCACACCUAACUUUGAAGUCCUUUUCUGAAGUCCUUAGUGAUCACCUGGUUCAUGUUUCCUGUGUCUUCUCUGUGAGGCAUUGCCUGCUUUGCUCUUGACAUUUCCCUGUCCUAAAACAUGAGUGAUUCAAGGAUGGAAAGAGUAACAGUUGGAUCUCAAUAUCCUUGAGUGAUAGGUUGACUAAUAGAAGUUUUUUUUUUUUUUUUACUAGAAAAAAAAAAGCUACACAGUUGACUUGUAGAAACCAAGCUAGCUAGAAAAUACCCUGUCUUAUCCUCCUGUGGACAAGCACAGCCUCAGAAUUC
Chionomys nivalis (European snow vole) is the source of this 2356-nucleotide messenger RNA. RefSeq names its product zona pellucida binding protein (gene Zpbp). The transcript has 8 exons. The record is from RefSeq and is a predicted model, not a curated record. Gene Ontology annotation, cellular component: zona pellucida receptor complex; acrosomal vesicle; extracellular region. Bases 105 to 1157 code for a protein of 350 amino acids. Lineage: Eukaryota; Metazoa; Chordata; Mammalia; Rodentia; Cricetidae. Gene Ontology annotation, biological process: binding of sperm to zona pellucida; acrosome assembly.